UUGCGGGAUGCACGUGUCUAUGUUUAGCUGCGUGAGGCCGCCGCAGGGUUGGGAAAGCCGUGCGGUGGAGAAACUGGCAGUGGGAUUGCCCCAGGCUGGGGAGCGGUGGGGAGGAGCCGCCGCCCUUGCCAGUUCCGGAGAGCUUUAAAUCCUCCCGAAUUCGGCAGCCCCGUGCACUCCUACCUGCCAGUGUGCAGCCUGCGUUGCUCUACACUCCCGGGACUCUUGUCAGCUGCUUUAGGUGGGCGAUGCUGUUGCUUAAUUGCAACCUGGAGGAGGAUGGCCUCAAGAAUUUGCUGGAGGCAGGCACUUCGGUCAACGCACCCCCGGAUCCCCACGAGCAGUCCCCUGUUCACCUAGCUGCAGGAGGGGGCCUUGCUUGCUUUCUUCUCUGGCAGCUGCAAACCGGAGCUGACCUCAAUCAACAGGAUAUUUUGGGAGAAACUCCACUACACAAGGCCGCAAAAGUUGGAAGCCUGGAAUGCCUUAGCCUGCUUGUGGCCAGUGAUGCCCAGAUUGACUUAUGUAAUAAGAAUGGGCAAACAGCUGAAGAUCUUGCUUGGUUGUGUGGAUUUCCAGAAUGUGCCAGGUUUCUAACAAUGAUUAAAUGUAUGCAGACAACAAAACCAUCAAGCGAAAAACCUGAGGGUCAUCCCUGUGCCCCAGUGCUGAGACAGAAACGAGGUUUCCGAAGUAUGGAGAAUAGAGCUUUGAAAAGGAAGUGUUGUGAGAUGCUGAUCUAGAGCUGGAGUUCCAGGUGGCUGUGAGCCACCUAAAGUGUGCACCCAGAACUGAACUGAACUGGGACCUGACCUUGGGUCCUCUGCAUCAAGGGCAAGAGCUCUUAACUGCUCACUCUUCAUCCCAGUACCCGGUCUUAACAGUAUAGAAGUUUAUCCUGCUCUCUUGUUUUAAGAUUUCGACAAGACAAUAUAACUGUGCUACAAAAUCUGUGAAGGAAAUGUAUCAUGUUGCAUUAGGAAGUUUAGUCAAUAGCAAAGCUUUUGUGAUUCUGUUGUAUUUCCUUUCUUCUCUACAUAGAAACAGAGUUACUCAACAGAGUUAGAAAUACUGCUGUGAGGAUCAUUAUCUUGUUAUAAUAAUACCUUGGCUUAUCUUUGUCAACAGCCAUUUCUGACUUUCUUUGCCUUGGGUCUUAAAUAUAUGUGAUACAGAUAAUUUACCUUUUCC
Messenger RNA from Psammomys obesus (fat sand rat), 1191 nucleotides. It is a transcript of the gene Ankrd37, whose product is annotated as ankyrin repeat domain 37. Gene Ontology annotation, molecular function: protein binding. The coding region runs from base 249 to 743 and encodes 164 amino acids. The record is from RefSeq and is a predicted model, not a curated record. The transcript has 5 exons. Lineage: Eukaryota; Metazoa; Chordata; Mammalia; Rodentia; Muridae.